CAAACAUUGCAGUGAUGCAGUCAAACUGUACGCACGAUGAUGAACUUUACCUUGGUAACAGCUUUACUCUGUACCUUCAGUUGGAUCUCUGUCUCAGUUUCUGAGUUUCACACUGUGGAGGUUCAGUCUGGUGAAGAAGUCACACUGAUGUGUUCCAACUUUACCAGCACGCCCUCUCACAUAAUCUGGUUCAGACUGAACAACAGACCCAAUGCCAGCUGCAUCUCAUCUAUGUCCAACUCUGAAAUGAAUACUUCGUUUUGUGAUGGAUUUCAAAAUAGCAAAUUUAAUAUGACGUCCAACACCACGACCAUCUUUCUCAAGAUCAAACAAGUGGAUUUAUCUGACUCUGGACUGUAUUUUUGUGGAUUUUACUCAAAUGGAAACUCAGUAAUUGUCAGUGCAACUUAUUUAAAGGUUCAAGAAGCAUUUGAUGGAAUAACAAAGCUGAGAAGUGUGAUCCUGGGUGCUGUGUUUAUUUUCCUCAUUAUGGUCAUCAUCAGUCUGGUUGUCCAAAUAAGGAAACUUCAUUCAGCUCAUAAAGAAGGACAGAAUCUACAACCCAGUGAGAAUCUGGGCUCUGAUGACCUGAACUAUGCAGCGCUGAGUUUCCGCCCGAAAGCAAAAAGCAGUAGAAGGCCUGCAUCAGAGAACCAGCUGGAGCCAAAUGUUGUGUAUGCUGCCACCAGAUAGACUCAAGAAACAUCUGGAACAGCAGCUCAGAGUGGAACUGAUGAUUGAUCAUAUCAAACUUCUUCUAAGGAAGACUUACCAUCACUGUUAUAAAAAUUCUGUAUUCGCAAAUCGUGUUAUAUCUGAGAGACAGUGUGGUGUGAACGCAACAGAGCUGAAAAUCAUGAAGUCUGUUAGAACAAAACUCUUUAUUUGUUGAAAAGCACACAGUACAUUAAUAUAGCAACUGGACAUUUAAAUUGUAAUGUCAAAGUAAGUGUAAUGACAAAAUGAAAAAAAUAAUUUUUAGUCAAGAAUUUUCUCAUUUGCCAGCAAUAUGUUGAUCGAUGUCCAUUGUUUCACUGUGGUGACAAACAGCACAACCUGGAUCAGUGAGGUCUCUAAAUUUCUAUCAUUUAAAAGGUCUCGACCAUGAGAAGAUCAGCCUUCAACAUCUGCUGUUUUAUAUUUGUAGAAAAGUGAUUGUUGAGCAUCUUGUUGGUGAUAAAUCAGUGUAACAGUAACAUGUAACAGUCAGUAACUGUGUCACUGCUUCCCUCAUCACACUUAACAGACCCUUUGCUCGCACAAACUCACAUCACAAAAAAAAAAACAAAAAGAUACCUAUUUCAAGGUGACACUUGCAGUCUCAUAUAAAAGCAUUUACUCUGCUGAAGGCUGCACAUUUGGCUGCACAGCAGGUGAAUAUCCCAUCCGUCUCCACUGUGAGAUGCAUCUGAACCUACUGAGUCUUGCAAACAUGAAUCCAAAAACCAUCAUUGGCCAGGUAAGAGUGAACUGCUAUUACUGAUACAAUCCUUUAAUCACCUACUAUUGAGUGAACAUUACAUUAUAAAACAUAAUGCUUAAUGAUGAUUAAUGAUUUUCAAUGGCAUACUUAGGAAAACUGUAACAAUUACAAUUCUAAAAUAAUAAAAAUUGUUUAAAAUGCUAUGAAUGAAUGAAUAAAGUAACUCCAG
Micropterus salmoides (largemouth bass) is the source of this 1652-nucleotide messenger RNA. RefSeq lists its product as uncharacterized. The transcript has 5 exons. Lineage: Eukaryota; Metazoa; Chordata; Actinopteri; Centrarchiformes; Centrarchidae. Gene Ontology annotation, biological process: response to bacterium. The record is from RefSeq and is a predicted model, not a curated record. The coding region runs from base 37 to 693 and encodes 218 amino acids.